AAAAGUCACAACAAAAAAAAAAGUAAAAUAUCAAAAUGGCAGCCACCCGACGAGAGUCGCUCGCUCUCGCCCACUCGCCCGCCGCGAGCACUUACGAAUUCAUUCAUCGCACACACCGAGAAGAGAAUGCGAAUGAACUCACCAUCCAUCCAGAGUCGUGUCCGCACGGAAACUGGAAUUUUGUUGAAUCGACGACGACUACGGACGGAUCGGUGUUGUGUGUGUUGACGACCGACCAGCAAGCAAGCAGCACAGAAGCAAGAGCCGAGCCGUCGUCGACGACGACGACCACGACGGAGAAGAAGAAAAGCAACCAACCAACCAACAUCCAUCCCCGUUCCGAUCCGAGCGAGAGUAGGCAGCGUAGAAAGACAUUUUUUUCGGGUUUUGAAUGAGUGGCAAGUUUCGAAGGUGGACUUCCAGUGUUCGCGAGUCGUGUGCGGUUCCUUUUCCGGUCCGGUUUGUCGGUGAAUCCGCGGACGGAAGACGGAGUUGCAUCGCGGAUCAGAAGUGCAACACAGUAGGCGGAGGCGCUCCGUAGAAGAAAAAAAACGGAAGAAGAAGAAGGUGAAAAUAUUGCCAGCGGAGGAAGAAGAGUGUGGAUUUUUGGUUCGGCCUCGCGAAGCGAUGCCAGCAUAUUUCAAGGGGGAAUCAUUUCGUCGGAGCGGAAAAUCAGUGCAAAAUGGGUUGGAAGGGUAGGCGUUUGUGAAAUAGUUGAGGGUUUCUGGUGUCAAGCUGGAAGUUUUGGUGGUGAACCGUUGCGAGGUUCGGGGGAAACAUUGACAGUGUCGGGGAAAUCUGGCAACCUGACAGCACUGGUUUGUUCGGUUGCGGGCGAGGACAACGGCGAGAGGAGAUUCAUCAAAGUAGGCUCCUCGGUUUCAAGUGCAGGCAGACAGACGGAGACACAGUUUUUCGGGUGUUUGGCCGGAAGAAUUUCUGAUUGUCGCUGUCAGUGACAUGGAGAAAAUUCCGAAGUGUGAUUAGUGUGUAGUCUUGUUUUACACACUGACGGGAGUUUCGAACAAAACAUUCAUUACUGGUUGUACCUCCGCUGGUAUAAGGUGUUCCCCUAAUCGCUACUGUUUGGAUACUGCAUUCGGGUUCGAUGUGUAGUACGGGGGAGUGAGGGCCGAUGAUGGCCGCUGGAGUGCUUUAAUGGACGGCAGCCGGAUCGUGCUGGGAAUCUGUUGUGUUAUCAGAUGUGGGCUGCCAACCUUCAUGGGAUCACUUGCCGUAUGUGCCAAUCCUGUUUGCGAAUGCAAAUCUUCCAGGCAAUGAGUUGUAACAGGAUUCCAAUUAGGCCAUGCUAGGAUACGAAGUCUAUGUCGAGCUAUCAACAAAAUCGAUCACAAUCAGUGAAUCUGUUACAAUCACCGAAGAAAAAACAUCGGUUCCGUGCUGAUCGUGAUUCAUCCCAUUUCGGCGUGAAGGGAUUACUAGCUAAAGUGAUUUAAAGUGACAAAAAUGUUUUUUAGAGUUUUCAGUGCGAUGGCUUGAAACAGUUAUUGGAAAGCGGAUCUCGUAGGGGUUUAUUCCGUAGAAAUCAUUACGGCUGUGAAGGAAGAAAAAUGUUCAAUCAAUCUCAGGGCUUAUAUUUUUCGAUUGAUUUCAUACAAGUGUGAUCAAAAGGCAGUGUGCAGUUGCGAAGUUGAAUGGAAGGAGCUCGAGUAAUAUAGAAUACUAAGCAUAUUUUGAAUGAUAGUGUGUUGUGUGCAUUGUGGCAAAGAAGAAAAUGGUGACGAAGCUCUGAAAAACUCCGAGUGUGAAAACCAUUCGAACACACGAAGGGAAGUCCAAUAACCAAACACAGAAAAGGCUACACACAGGCUACGGACGACGGAGCUAGAGCGAAGAAAAGUUGACAGAUUGCGAGUGUGGAACGGAGGGCCGCGUCGGUGUUAGUGAGCUAGGGCGUAUGUGUGUAUCGGUGACAUAGGGCUCUUUGUACAGAGGCCAGUCAGCCAAGUGCGCGCUGUGGAGAAUCGAUUUUUCCCUCGACGUGACGACGACGACGUUGGAUCUAUGUUUCUCUUUCUCGGGGUCCCCUUCGUAUGCACGGCUCUGGUAGAUUGAGUCGCCCUCCCUUGUAGAUAAAUGGGGGAAGCUCACUACUGUUGGAUGAUCCGACCAAGCCCGAGGUUUAGUCGGUGGCAGGAAGUGUGAAACGGAAAUACAGCACCAGACGGGAGUCGGUGGCACAGCUAGUGUGUAGGGAAACAAACCCAACAAUUCGUCAAACGAACACGUACGCACACCCCCACAAUAGUCGGGAGGAAAGUCGUAGGCAGAUGUGAAACCUUCCUCUAUACUCUCGUUGACGACGCCAUCAGCCGACCAACAACUACAUCAUGUAGAUUAAUGGCAGAUAACUCACGCAUUCACACUUUUCCCCAUACCGAAUACGAUUGCUAUCAAUCGAAUCGUCGCGCAUAGUCGCCAAGAAGCAAUGGGAAUCGGUGUAGUCAAAUUACCCACUUAGAAACACCCCUUCAUCAUCAUCAUAUGCGUCGUCAUAUUGCAGACAUCAGCAAUCUUUCAGCGAUUUCUUUUUGCGCUGACUGCAGCACAAACACCGCGCGUGUGUGUGGUGGAAUCAAGUAGCAGCAGUCAAAAUAAUCAAUUAAUUGAUAAUGUCCUCUUCCAGUGAAAAUUAAAGCCGCACAGAGCAAGGCGAGCCACCACACACGAUCGGUCGGCCAGUCAGCCAGCUUGGAGAGCGCGAGAGCGAUCCAGCGAAGGAAACUGGAAAAUAUAUAUCAAAAAAGGCAGGAAUAAUAAUAAGACUAGAGACAAGAGAUUCUUGAAUCGGACAUUCCACGGCGGCAGCGGUCGCAGCGGUAACGGAGGAACAAGGCGACCGACACCGACAAUCUCGCUCGCUGCUGCUGCUGCACACACAUACGCAGAAACGCGCGGCGCAACGAACGACACACACGCUGUGUGCUCUCCUCGCACUGGAGCACAACAAAUUAAAGGUAUAACGAACAGCAAAAUAAAAAAAAAAAAACAACCAUCAGAACAAACCCACCAACCAGGAGAGAACGAGAGACUCAGCAUACUUCGGCGGAAUCCCACACACAUUCUCAAUAUCCGCGAUAUCUCGCCGUGCAGACCCGCCACGAAUCCUAAACCGUUGCCCCGAGUUUCGCGAUCGGAUCCUGGCGGCAACGGAUCAUGUAUGUAAUCAACCCGAACAGCGGCAAGGACAUCCCAAACACAGGCUACCCCACCAGCACCAGCGGAGCACCAGUUGGGCCAACCGGUGGCCCGGCUGGCACCCACCAUCAGGAGAUCAUCAGUAAAAUCCUGACAAAAUGUGCCACGAUGACCGAUACUGAGCCGGCUGCGAGCACGACCACCACCACCACCGUCAAUGGGACCGCCACCAUACUGUUGUCCCCGUCGGCCGUCCGGCAGCACCACUCGACGGCGGCGGCCGCGACGGGGGGCCUAGUGGGCGUUUCGCCGCAGUCAUCGCCGGCGUCGUCUUCGUCGUCCGCUUCGUCACCGACGGCCGAUGGACCGCACCCGCACAGCAGCUUCGGAGCGGCUGCCAGCAGGGAUAAGGCAGCCAAAGCUGGUGGCGGUGUGGGUGCGGGUGCGGGAACGAACGGAUCUGCGGGAAAGCAAGCAGGCAAUGGCAAGAUCAACGGCAACGGGGCACCGAUCAGUGCUACCAAUGCUCCUGGCGGCAGGCUACAGUUCUUUAAAGAUGGAAAAUUCAUCCUGGAGCUGGCGCGUGCCCGCGAGGGCGAAAAAACCAGCUGGAUCUCGGUGCCCCGCAAAACCUUCUGGCCGCCGACGGUCAGCUCGACCAAUGCCAACUUCCACAAGCACGAAAGCUCGACGUCGCUUAGCUUUUCCGACGACAACAGUUCGGUGCAAUCUUCCCCCUGGCAGCGGGACCACUGCUGGAAGCAGACCAACCCUCGCCCGAACAUCUCCCGGGAGAUGGCACUGUACUACCACCGGCCCGGUUGCGUUCGGUUCAAACUGUCGCGCGACGAGUGGAAGCGGUUACGACUGAAACGGAGGCGACCGUACGACCCAGCCCUGUCGGUUCACAAUGCGGUAGCCUUGCACUAUGAGAUUACUAGGGAUAGAGUUCCUUCGGAGGCAACCCCGUCUCCGCCUGCUACGAUGGAUUUCAAGGUGAACGGGACGGCUUCGGAGACGGGUAGCGAUGAGGACGAGGAGAAGGGAAAGCAGCGGACGAACGGAGUGGAGAAUGGAACGAAAGAUUUCAAAAAUAGCAGGCGGAAGGGAGUCCUGAAGAGGAGAAAGGAUCUGGGAGUGAUAGUGCAGCAGUUAACGGUAAGGGUAGCAAACAGCGCGAACAGUAGUGCACCUCGAUUGCCACCGGCUGGCAUAAGGAGCGUGUUCAACUCGUCUCAUCAGCAGCACGUGUCUCCGCGGAAAAGAAUACUCAGAGAGCUGGAGAAGGUCUCGUUGGAGGAUAGCAGUACUAUGAAAAGAUCUCGUUCGAAACCUGGCAGUAAUAGUACUGUGAUCACGGCGACGACCGCAACUCCGCUGGCAUCGGUUAGUAGCAAUGGGAAUGGCACCGGCAAUUCCAAUAGUAGUAGCAGUAGUAAUGGUAAACUGACCAACGGAGCGUCAGCCGUAGCAGAAUCGCGCACACCAACGAUCCCAACGACGCCGGUUUCGCGGCCCAUCAGUAGCUACAGUAUAACCUCGUUACUCGGGCACAACUCAUCGAGCGAAAGCAGCAACAGUAGUAGGCCGAAGCAGGAAACAAACACUACAACUAGUCAUCAUCCGUACCAGCAGCAGCAGCAGCAUCAAGCUUCUUCGCACUAUCAGUAUCUUGGUAAGGACGUCGUGGCGUCACCAAAAUCUCCCUCCGAAGCGCAUCUAAGUCAGAGGUACUACGGCAAGAAGAAAUCCCCCAGCUAUGGUUCACAGAAUGCAGCUUCUCCAAACCCUGGUACCGAUUACGGUGCCGGCGGCUAUGGUAUGGUGCGAUCGCCGAACCUCAGUCCCAGUCCGGAACACCAAGGCCAUAGUUUCACGCGGUAUCGACAGCAUCCGUACAGUAUCCACCCGACAGUAUCUUCCCCGAGCAGCUAUUCCAGUGUCUCACGAUGUUCACCAUCUCCUACCACGAAUGAUUCUGCCAGUUCGCCAUACAGUGGAAGCGCAAAGUACCGGGCGGCUUAUCUAGCGUCGGGUGGCUCUCCUCCAUCAUCUUCCAAUCCGGCGACGGCCAACUCUCCCCAGCACUAUUCUAGGCAAUCUCCUCUCAAUUUUGCCCGAUCCCCUCCUCCUUCUCAGCACCAAGCAAACUACCCACCGAGCAGCAACCAUCUACGGAGCAACUCCGGGAAGGACUCUGCCUCAUCACCUCGGGCAUCGCCUAGCGUUGAACCAAUCCGGGUGCCAGCCACUACCCCCACCUCAUCUAGUUCGACACCCAGCAUCCGAACUGUGCCAAAGAAAACCGCUGCCCUUCGGCAACAAUUCGGUUCCCCUUCUUCGUCCCCAUCGGCCGUCGAUGCCGCCACUAGGCGCGAACGAUCCAACUCGAAUGCCUCAUCGACAUCGUCAGAAAUCGCCCGUACGGCUCACUUCAAGAAGGAGCUGGACUACGCCGAACGAUCUGCCGCCGCUACCGAUACCGUAGACGGACACCUGCCAUCUGUACCGCACUCCGCUUCGCAACAACCGAGUCCGGUGAUCCGUCCGAGUACGGUUAUCGCGUCACCCACUCCGCACCAUCCGGCUGUUGCGAAUCCAUUCUAUAUGUACCCGCCUCAGAUAGCUGCCUCGCUGCUAGCCGCCCAGCAGUCCAGUGCUGUUCCCUUCCUGCCGGCAUCGCCGCUCACAUCGUACUACCAGCACAUGUACAGCCAGGCCGCUAUGGCGGCAGCCGCCUACCGGAGUCCCCUUUGGAUGCACUACCAGGGCAUAUCGCCACAUGCAGCGGCAGCAGCUGCCGCCGCCGCGGCUGCCGUUUCCCCACCCAGUGCCCCUCCGCCACCGAGUAGCAGUAGUAGUAGUAUCAACAGUUCCAACCGAGACGCACAACAGCGAGAUUCCAGUCGAUUACAUUCCGCCACCGCCGGAACCGGUUACAAUCACGGUGCCAACAGUAGCAGUGGUAGCGCCAACACCUCCUCCAGCCACAGCAACAACAACAACAACGGAAGCAGUUCUUCCCCAUCGCCGGGUGCAAUGGCACUGAACUACAGUGCUGCGGCCCUAGCGGCGUCCUCUCACCAUCAUCAUCAUCCGCAGCAUCCGCUUCCGCAUCAUCCGACGCCACACCACAGUCAGUGGAGCGUUUCCCACCAUGAUGCGCCGCCAUCGGCAUCGGCAACGACGACCAGUGGAGCGACGAACAGCGCCAAGGAAGACCUCGGAGCAGACGUUCCGCUCAACCUGUCGAAGCACUGAAGACGAAACAGCCAAACAUCGGGAAACAACGCGAGAUUCGGUUCAGUAACUGCAUCAGUUACCGAGGAGGUGUGAUGAGGCACACUGCAGCAUUCCUGCGCCCAUGAGCUAUUUAACACUACGCCUAGCGUACAAAAACAAACAAACAAAAAAACAACCAUCAGUCCUUGCGUGCAUCUUCGUCGUCCAAUGUUGAAUUGUGAAAUCAAAGCUGUUCAUGUACCUAAGUGUAAUUGUGGUGGCUUUUGGUAGAACGCCUUAUCAGAAAUUAAUGGGAAACUAUAUGGUAAAAACAAAACGGAAACAAUUGUAACAAUGGAACUGUAUUUUUUGUGUAUAUUUAUUGGAGAAGGGACAAACGAAAAUCGAAACUAUAUAGCUGUAUGCUUUUUAGUGUUGGUGUGAUUCCGCUGGUUGAAUACAUUUAUGUAUAUCGUUUUUAAGGAAGCCUAUAUAUCUAUACAUAUAUAUAUUUGCAGAGAAGCAGAGAACAAGAGACAUUUCGGAGAAGGGUCCAGACUACAAAAAAGAUUGACAUUACAAAAAAACGAAGAAACCCAAGGUUUACACUAUUUUCCAAACAAAAGGAAGACAAACAAAAAAGAGGAAAAACUAUUUUUGCUAAAAAGUUGUAAUAAAUUAUUUGUGAAAAAAGAGAAAUUAAACGGAUAAACUAUAUACAUGUAACAUAUAUACACGCAUCUACAUAUAUACACGUAACAGAAAUAUUUUUAUAUACAAGAAUGAAAAUACUUGCAAAACGAAUCAAACAAUGAAUUUUUACUCGGUACAUUUUAGUACUGAAACCUAUUUAAACAUCUUUUCGAAAGUGCUUUUGGCAAACGUGUAUUUUUGACAUCUUUCGGAGAAGAACCAGACGAGUCAAUUACAUGAUUCGAACCGUGGCGCAAUUCAUGAAAAUAGAAUACAAAAUGGCGACAUAAACCAAAUUCAAACACCUCCAGGGGGAGGUGGUGCAGCGCCAUCUCUUAGCGAAGCAGGCGCUGGCCCACUUCCAUUCCGUUCCUUUUAAAAAAGAAACUCAUUUUACACACAAAUAUUCCAUAUGCUUUUUAUACCGAUAUCAGCUAAUCCCGCAACUGAAUGUGUAUUUGUAGCCGCUUUCUCCUAUCAUAACCGCCAAAAAAUCCACGUGUCCUGUCGAAUGUCUUUCAAUGGUGUGUGUGAAAACCCUCAUCCUAUAUGCCUGUCCGCUUUCUCGUUCGUUCCUCUCUCACUUUUUUUUCUAAUACUGCGUGGUGGCGAGAGAUACGUUAACACAACAAGAAUCUCAUUCUCUCAUCAGGUGCCACUCAUCGAAAACCGUGUAACUUUUGUCAUUAGAGAGCGAGAGAGAACUUUGUGUUUGAAGCAGAAUUGUCGCUAACACGAACUUGUAAUGUGUAUAUUUCUAUUCAUAGACUGAAACAAAAGAACUACUACUUUUAGUUAGGUCGCUCGUGCAUGUGUAUAAGUGUGUGAGUGUGUUUGCGUUGUACCAAUAUCUAAUAUAUACUAUUAUACGUACGAGAGAUAGAGUGUGCGUUGUAUGAGGCGAGCGUGUGUGAGUGUGAGCGAAAUUGUUUCUUUUGAAGGGCCAUUUACAUUGAUGAAACACAACAACGGUGAGAUGAAAUCAAAUUAUCCAAAAACAAAAACAAGAGUAACUUGCAACUGAAACAUUCUCAAGAAAGAAACAAAAAACAGCCAAUCAAAUUCGCUAAAAAAAACAACAAAAAGUGCAACAAGCUAAUCUAGAUCCGCGUAGAAUAUGUGGAGGGAGGAAAACCGAAGGAGUAACAAAGAAAAAGAAGAGAUAUUUUUGUGCUAUUUUUUAUACAUCUGUAGAGCAGAGUAAACGACGUAAUUUAAAACUAAGAAGAAUGACACAUUUCGGCCGAUAUUCCAGUUUUUAAAAACACGAUACAACCAGUUCCAUAGAGAGAAAGUAACUUAUAUAAACACACAUACAGCUUAGAAAACGAAGAAAACAAAGAACAAAAACUUGCAUAUUAAAAGAGGAAUCAAAAGUCAAACACAAAACAAUUGCAACACGAGAGAACAAAAAAAACAAAAACAAGUGUGCCUUUCAAAACAACAACAAAAAUUACAAAACCAAAAAGAACGAUAAAACAAAA
Aedes albopictus (Asian tiger mosquito) is the source of this 8558-nucleotide messenger RNA. RefSeq names its product protein hairless. The record is from RefSeq and is a predicted model, not a curated record. Lineage: Eukaryota; Metazoa; Arthropoda; Insecta; Diptera; Culicidae. The transcript has 4 exons. Bases 3178 to 6420 code for a protein of 1080 amino acids.